Messenger RNA from Brassica oleracea var. oleracea, 1952 nucleotides. RefSeq names its product FBD-associated F-box protein At2g26860-like. The record is from RefSeq and is a predicted model, not a curated record. NCBI's taxonomy places the organism in Eukaryota, Viridiplantae, Streptophyta, Magnoliopsida, Brassicales, Brassicaceae. The coding region runs from base 515 to 1741 and encodes 408 amino acids. Gene Ontology annotation, molecular function: protein binding. The transcript has 4 exons.
CAGGAAAAAAUAAAUGCCCAUUGGACACACCCAUUUGGGUGCAGUCCAACCCAACUGACAGCCCUAGUGAGAGGAUGAAAGCAAAUGGGACAGUCUGUAACAUCCAGAUCCAGCAACGUCGCAGUGCGUUCGGUCGGAGAAAGUUGCCUCUUUCGCGAAGUUCGUUUGAAUACAAUCGGUCUGUCGGAGUCUCCGGGCUCCAUUUCGAGAGAAGUAUCAGAGACACAAGCGUCGUUGGCCAAUCCAAAGCUCUGCACCUCGAAACCCUAGCUUACCUGUCUGGUUCCAUUUAUUCAGUUUUGGGUUCGGGCCCACUAAUAAUAACAGUAAUGGGCUCUGCAUCUCGAAGCCCAUUACAGUUUCUUCUCCUUUCACUUCCUUCUUCUUCGUCAUUCUCUUUCUGCAUUUUACAGUCGGUAGUGUCGUCGACAAAUGCCUUGACAGUUCUCCGAGCGUUUCUGAUUUUGUCUUCUCUCCUGAGCAGACAUCGCGUCUCCACUAAACUUAACAGGUGAUGGACAGAAUCAGUGGACUAUCCGAUGAGUUACUGGCCAGGAUACUAACCUUUGUUCCGACAAAAGUUGCUGUCUCCACCAGCAUUUUAUCUAAACGAUGGGAGUUUCUUUGGACGUGGGUGCCUAAACUCGAGUUCGUGGAUAACAAGUAUGGAUCAGACCUUGCAAUUAGGGAUUUUAUCAACAAGAAUCUUCCAUUACUCAAACCUCCAGUCAUAGAGAGCUUCCUCCUCAAAUGUUAUUCAUCAUUUUUUCAACCUGAGGAUAUCACUCAGUGGGUUGCAACUACGGUUUCUCGCUGCAUCGUUGAGCUAGAUAUCGACUGUGUAUACUGUUGGUCGGGAGAACCUUGUUUGUUAUUGCCGUGCAGCUUGUUUACGUGCGAAUCGCUAGUGACUUUGAAACUCAACGGCGAGAUGAUUCUGUUGGAUGUUCCUCGGACUGUUUAUCUCCCUUCGUUGAAAACUCUGCAUCUUGGAUGUGUUACUUACUCAAAAGAAGAUACUUUCCGACUGCUUUUGUCCUACUGCCCUGUUCUUGAAGAUCUGGUUAUUCAGCGAAGUGGUCGUGACAAAGCGAAAGCGAUAGUUGUGAUCAGCCCGUCCCUGCACAUGCUGACCUUACCGUUAGAUGGUGGAACUUCUUCGACUGAUGAGUUUGUUAUAGUAACCCCUUCUUUGAAGUAUCUCAAUAUUGAGGAUUACAAUGCGAGGUACUCUUACUUGGUCGCUCAUAUGCCUAAGGUUGAAGAGGCAGAUAUCGUUGUUGAUGAGUAUCUUGAGAUGGUCUUUGAAUCAAUCACAUCUGUCAAACGCCUUUCGCUUUGCGUCUAUUUCGACUUUGAAGAGAGGUAUAUGUAUCAUGAUGGUAUAUUCUUUGGUCAGCUUGAACAUCUGAAGUUAGGUAUAAGCUUUGAUUAUUGGUCCAAGUUGCUUUUCCGGUUGCGCCGGGAUGCUCCUAAGCUGCGAGUCCUCAAACUCUACGUCUAUAGUGGUGGACGUUUCAAGAAGUAUGAGUCGAUUAGCUGGAACAAUGACCCGAGUGCUGUUCCUACAUGUUUGUUGGAGAGCCUUGAAACUUUCGAGUUUGCAGACUACAGGGGAAGGCAAGAAGAGAGAGACUUCGUGAGUUUUAUCAUCAAACACGCUUGUCACUUGAAGUCCUCGACGAUUACGCCUUCUACCAUAAUGGAAACUUGUUCCUCAGCAGAUAGUUGUUGCAUUUGACGAUUAUGGAUUGGUAGGCUUGUUUUGUUUUGUUGUCCAAGAACAGUUAGGUGCUUAUCAUGUGUUGAUUCUACACUAGUGUCUUUUUAAUGUUUUUUUAAGUGGUACUAUCUUCGGUUUGGUUAGCUUUUGUCUCUUAUUGGUCGAAGCUACUCGUCUGGCUGUUCCAUGUUUUUCUGUCUAAACGCAACCUACGGUGUACUUUUAUUCC